Molecule: messenger RNA, 1597 nt
Organism: Periconia digitata
Lineage: Eukaryota; Fungi; Ascomycota; Dothideomycetes; Pleosporales; Periconiaceae
Source: the annotation of a GenBank genome assembly
CGCAGACGCGAUUUGAACCUUUUUUGUUUUCCUUCUUUCUGUCCCACCCUCGGUGGGAGACCUCGGCACGUUGCUGCUGCUGCUGCUGCUGUGCACCCAUCUGCGACAGUCGGCGUUGUUUUUUCUGUGCGACGGUAGUCGGACCGUCUCGAGAAAUGGGUUGCAGCAGUCUGAGCCUAGAAAAGCAUCCCAUGCCUUGUUCCGGUUUGAAUGGGGAUCAAUUAUCGCGCGCGAGAUAUGCAUUGCAAUGCGAGAAGCAUGCAGGUGACCCUGGCUGAGUAUGCUCAUCAAUUCGUCUCUCUGUCUGUACGAAGGCGUGGGUUAUCCAAUGCUGCGCUGUGCGGCCCAGGCCACCACCGGAUGUCUGCCACGUCUGCAAACAGUAAACAUGCACCCAAUGUCUACACAUGCCGCCCAAAGCAAGCGCGGAAUUCCGGUGAGUGCCCUCGCGGUAGGAGAUGAUGCGAUGUGCGGUGUGCCAGCGCGGGUGAGUGCGUCGUCUUUUGGGGGUGGAGUGGUUGGAGAACGAGUGCCGAGCCACAUGUCACGGGCCAGGCGGCCAUCUCCACUAACUACAGUACCCCAAUCAAUCAAUCUCCCUUGGGGCACAUCACUGCCAACCGCCAUGCCUCAUCCCGAUGCCCUACCGACUCUUCAGUCCUUCCGAAAACAACAGCUUCUCGUGGAAUUCUCUGGCCUUCGCCAUGCAUCGCUUGAUGGCGUCUUUGUGAGCAUCACGCCUGGCGAUCCUUCCCUGUGGGUUGGUGUCAUCUUUGUGCGAAAAGGUCCAUAUGCUCCCGCCGUGUUGCGCUUCCAAAUCUCCUUCCCGCCCAACUACCCGGCUUUACCCCCUCUCGUGACUUUUUCCACCGAUGUCUUCCACCCACUGCUUACCCCUCUCACCACCUACACAUAUACGACCGGAUCUACCGAUGCCGGCACUGUAAGCGCCACGGAUGAUGAGCGCCUUCCUCCGGGCGGCUUUAGUCUUCGGCACGGCUUCCCACAGUGGUUCGGUCGUGCGCGACAGUCGGCGGCGAGCUCUCGCAACGUGAGUGGGUCAGGCGCCGACAGCACACCUCCGAGCAUCACUCACUUGCCGCCCGAUCUUAAGGAGAACCCGUUCAGGCCGGUCCCUAGUGAUGACGGGGCCGGGAAGCCAAUUUCAAUCGUUCGUGUUAUUGAUUACGUCCGUACCACCUUCAGCGACGAGCAUGUUCUGGACUCAAUUCCUCUGGAAGCCGCAGCACACCCAUCAGCAUACCACGCAUGGCAAGCAUACCGUGCGGCAACUCUCCAGCGCCAACAGCCAUCGCCCAAGUCUCCCACGUCAGAGUCGCAGGUCAACUCGAACGAGCCCAACCGACAGGUUGAACAUUCUACGUUGGGCAGAAACCGCCGGCCGGGAGAAUGGAAUUGGGAAGGCGUAUGGGAAGAACGAGUUAGGAAAGCCGUGAAAUCCAGUCUGUCCGAGCCUGUCUUGUUUGGAGGAGCAUCUGGAGAAGACAUCAUUCGAUUUCGAAAUGUGGACGAAGACAACAUGGAACGGAUGAAAGACCACCUAGAUACCAUCGCCUCGAGGAGCGCAACCGUGUAG